Scophthalmus maximus (turbot) is the source of this 349-nucleotide messenger RNA. NCBI's taxonomy places the organism in Eukaryota, Metazoa, Chordata, Actinopteri, Pleuronectiformes, Scophthalmidae. The record is from the annotation of a RefSeq genome assembly.
AUGAACUUAAUCAUAGCCAUCGCCGCCAUUGCCCUUACACUUUCAACAAUCCUCGCUAUCGUAUCUUUUUGACUUCCUCAAAUAAGCCCCGACUAUGAGAAACUCUCGCCCUAUGAAUGUGGUUUUGACCCCGUCGGCUCAGCUCGGUUACCCUUUUCAAUACGAUUCUUUUUAAUCGCUAUUCUAUUUCUACUCUUCGAUCUGGAGAUCGCAUUACUCCUACCUCUCCCCUGAGGAGUCCAACUUUAUUCGCCCUUAACAACCCUUAUCUGAGCCUCCUCCGUUUUGUUUCUGCUAACACUAGGCCUUGUUUACGAAUGAGUCCAAGGAGGUCUAGAGUGAGCAGAGU